AUCGAAUUGAGAUGCUUUCUGAUAAAACUGUCGGUAGUUCCUUCAUUUGCUCUGCAUUAUUCAGGAAACCACAACUUUUGUCCACUCACGAUCACAUUGCGACCGCCGUCAUCGCGUUCAUUCAACAACCCUCAGUAUGGCGGACAUCAAGUCAAACAUCGUUGACACAGGCAAUAGAAUGCCAAAUUCGCCUAAGCCUCAAAAGGCGCUAGAGCUGUCCCCACUUGAAGAGCUCUUCGAAGCCAUUCGGAACAACGACACAGAUACAAUGCAGAAGAUCUUCCAUGCUAACUCUGAAAUUUGGAACAAGCAGAAUAACCCAAAGAACCCCGAGGAUACUUCGAGGCUCCGGCAACUACUUGAGAAGGAAGUACUUGGAAGUCUCAUGACCCAAGAUGUUCUUAGGUAUUUGCAAGACCAAGAUCAAUCCAUCACGGUUGAUGAAUACGGGAAGCAAUAUCCUCUCCAUGUCGCUUGUCUGUUUGGGAGUCUCGAUGCAGCGAAGGUUUUAAUCAAGCAACGAGACAUCGAUGUUAAUGCCCAGAACGGUGCCAAAGAAUCUCCGCUGGGAAUCGCGUGUAGGGCCGCAAACCUCGAGGUCGCUAAACUGCUCAUUGACGGGUUCUCUGAGAGCAUUAACGUACACCAGGAGGACGACGUCGGAAACACACCAUUUUCAUAUCUCGCAGGUCGCGGCAUAUAUCCUCUGUGGUCUGAAGAACCCUCGGACGACAAGCUGGAUGCACUCGUUCGAGGGAUGUUGCAGGCCUCUCGAAAUAAGUGUACCGGCAUCGAUCACGAAGAAUACAGCCGUUUGUGUCUGGAAGAAGCAUGUCGCCAGGGCAACAUCUCAUUGCUGAAAGUCUUGGUCAACAGUGCGAAUCACUCCAUCAACGCGCGUGAUCCAGAUGGCUGGACUCCUUUGCACUUCGCUAUUCUAUCUCGAGAGGAAGAAGCUGUCAGGAUCCUUCUUGAGAAUGGAGCAGAUCCUGGAACAGGUACCAAGGAGUCAGAUCACAUGCAGCCACUGCAACUCGCCAUUACAUACGGAGCAGAGACUAUAGCGGACAUGAUACGGGAACAGCUACUGACCAACUUGUUGAAAAGCUUGAGUAAUGCAAUUCAGCAGUUGUCACAAGGUGACGAUCCUCUAGACUGCUUCAAGGCUCAGACCUGGCGGGGCAAGGUCAAGCAGAACAAAUCGACAAACGAGGAAUCGAAUGAUCAAUCGAAAAGCGGAACGAAGGGCGACCCGAACGGCGCAUCAAGCGACGAGCCUCAUAGACAACAAGAUGAUUCCACGAAAAGAGCAGAGUCAGAGAUUGAGAGCGUUCCUAUGAGAGACAUUCUGGAAAAUCCUCAGAUGACAUACUUGGCAAGAGACCAUACUGCGACGAAACCAAUGAUGUGGUACCAUCUCCCGGCAAACAACUGGCAUUGGGCAAAGGCCCUAUGUGUAAAAUAUCUUGGCGACGAGACUGAUGCUACAUUCAAAGAAGUCAUGAAGUGCUUCCAAACGACGUUCGAAUCGACGGGACACGUCCCUCCUCUUUGCCAGCAUGGCUAUAUGGGAAUCAAGGAUGUGGCAGGUGUUUCAACACAGCAUUCAAACACCAGCGAGAAAGGGAGUCCAGAUGAAGAGAGACAGCCUCGCGACAUGCUGAUCGUGCUUCCUGUGAUUGAUGUCGACUACCUCGCGGGUUUCCUGAAAGCCGACGAUAGUCAGCGAUCCCUUGAUCUCUCCCAAUUGGAAGGCACAUCUGCCAACAAAAGACACAUUAACGGUAUGAGGGCCUUGUACGGACAAGAGUACAAGGGUCAAAAGGGAGCUUUGCAUUACCCGCGGACGUUGGAUCACUACUACCACACGGACCUGAGCGAACAUCAGCAGAGUCACUUGAACAAGGAGCAAGUCUUGACUCGUUACCUGAAGGCACGAUCUUCCAAACAGACUGUAACAAGUCAGCGUCAAAGCUCGAAUACAAUAGCUCAACGUCUCUCUCUGUCUUGGGCCAGAGAUUUUCUUCAUACACUGACGAACAGAUCCGAUGCAAGGAAACCUAUGGGUGGUCUUUCGGAUCUGGAAAGUCAAGGAGACGUACGUGAGGAUCGUUCUGAGCAACCGAAGAGCCUCAGUGCGGCGCGAUCAACUGCUGAGGACGAAGAGCCCCCUCACAGCAUACUUGUGGUAUCGCAACUUUGGAUCAUCAAAUUGAAUAAUCUGCAUGUCACCUUAUUUCCCCAACGUUGGAAUCCCUCCAGGAAAUCCCAGGAUCAUCUAUCAGUCGACCUUGAGAAUCUCGUCAAAGCUAGUCUCAGAUCCGAUGAUCCCAAUAAUGUCAAUCCUGGCCCGAGUCAGCUCUGUCACGACAUGGUGAAGACGGCUAUACAAUACCGACCCUUGAUUGAAAUUAAGGGUAAGCGUAUACCGUACAUGGACGUAUUCUCGAAAGAGGUAUUGCGCAUCUCGCGAGAAGUAGAUGGUCACUAUGAUACCUUCAAGGAUUCUCUCGGAACAUCUGACAAAGUCUUCGGCGAACUCUCGACCAAGGUCACAAAUUGUCUGAUGAACAUCAACGAUGUAUUGCACGAGCUCGAAAUAAUCAAAGAUGUUUUCGAGCAAAGAUGGAGUGUUUGGAAGAGAUUACAUGAAAUGACCGGGAAGAAAGAUCGUUGCAAAUGGGGAAUCAAGGGCUGCCGCCCCAAGCAUGCCAGGAGUGACUUUGAUGUUGUGGUACAAAAAGUCGACGGGGACGCCAAGAAUGUGCAAACAAAGACAAAAGAACUCAUAGGCCUUCUUCACGGGCAGGCCAGUACGGAGACCUCUCUGCACUCGUCGAGGCAGGCUAGUUUGCUUGCCGUCUUCACCGUUUUGACGGUGUUGUUUUCGCCGGUCUCUGUUGUUUUAGCGCUCUUGGCACUGCAGAUUGACUCUUUCACCCCGAAUGCAUGGUCAGGAUGGCAGGUUAUCACGGGUUCUGUUGCCAGUGUGGUGGUGACGGGUGUUAUCUGUCUCUGUUGGUGGGGACGAGAAAGAAGUUAUCCCAAUCUAGGGGCAGCUUGGGCGGGAGUCUGGCAAACGCGUUGAAAAGAUGAAAGUUGUCUAAUGGCCAGAGACUACAUUAUCUCCGUACCGAACGGUUCACCCUGCCUCAGAACUACGGUCUGAGACAGAAGUUUGCUCGCAACGU
Messenger RNA from Colletotrichum scovillei, 3191 nucleotides. RefSeq names its product heat shock protein sti1. The record is from RefSeq and is a predicted model, not a curated record. Gene Ontology annotation, biological process: protein localization to ciliary inversin compartment. Bases 137 to 3088 code for a protein of 983 amino acids. The transcript has 9 exons. NCBI's taxonomy places the organism in Eukaryota, Fungi, Ascomycota, Sordariomycetes, Glomerellales, Glomerellaceae. Gene Ontology annotation, molecular function: protein binding. Gene Ontology annotation, cellular component: ciliary inversin compartment.